AUGUUAAAACGAAUUUUCAAGAGAGGCAGAGGUGCAGUGAAUCGAUCUCUGCAUUCAAUUGCUUCGGAUCAGGCAACCAGUGAGAAACAUUUGGUCACCACAGCGGAGUAUGCAGUCACAGCAGAGCCCUUUGUAUACGAUCCAGUCAAAGGCUCUUUUCUACUUGAUUUACCACCAGAACUAUUCUAUUUAAUCGGUGAACAUCUAUCUCAUGAUGACCUUUCAAGGUUAAGUCAAACAUGUUCUCGUUUAUAUCAAUUUAUUAACAGUGACACAUUGUGGACUCAUCUCAUACGUUUUAAAUUUCCGCCCUCUAUUGCCAAAUUAUAUACUAAUGGUAUAUUUGAAGAAGAAAGAGAUGAAGCCACAGAAACCGAAAAAACACACCAAAACAAAGCUCAGCGACCUAGCUUUCUCAACUCUAAAGACUCUGAGUGGAAACUAGAUGCUGCAGCAAUCAGAUCAGCUGCUGAUUACAAUGAAACGACCGUAAUUCAUUUGACCAUGCACCUCGAUCAAAAGUGGUUUCGAGAGAACGUUCGAUAUUAUCAAUUCAACAAGACACACAGCUUAAAUUGCAAAAAUAUUCCAUUAAUGAAACUGAUGUAUUUCUAUCUAAUCGAUCGAAAACGAGUUGCAACCACCGAUAUGGUGGUGGUUCAUUUGAACAAUGAAAACUAUCUAAGAGAAAUACGUACAAAAGAUAGUCUCAAUGGCCGUGUUGUCAAACUGUUCAGCGUUUGUUGGCUCGAUAUAACAGGCAAAAUGGAGAAUAUCCUUCCAGGAAAAUAUGAGUUCUCGUGGAGAAUGCGGUUGGACAUGUCGGCAGAGAUUGAUGGAACAACCGAGUUUCUUGCUGUGCCCGAGUAUGGCACGUUAAUCUGUUACCGGUGGACUGAUGAAAUAAUUCAAGAAAUGAAAAUAAAACAUGGAACAGCGUGGUUCACUGCAGACAUGGGUACAACAACCAUUUAUAAACCGUCAACAGUUUAUGUAGCUGUCAGAAAUUGGACGACUCCCUAUUGGAAGCAAGUGCGAAAAUUUGGGUUUAUUCGACUCGACCUUGUAUUUUUUUCCGUGACACGACAUUACCGCGAACGGCAUUACCGCGAACGACGUUACCGCGAACGACAUUACCGCGAAUACAGAAAACGACAUUACAGUGAACGACGUUACCGCGAACGACGUUACCGCGAACGACAUUACCGCGAACGACGUUACCGCGAACGACGUUACCGCGAACGACAUUACCGCGAAUACAGAAAACGACAUUACAGUGAACGACGUUACCGCGAAGACUCGUUUAUUGGAAAAGAAGAAUAA
Messenger RNA from Didymodactylos carnosus, 1323 nucleotides. The record is from the annotation of a GenBank genome assembly. Lineage: Eukaryota; Metazoa; Rotifera; Eurotatoria; Philodinida; Philodinidae.